AAAUCAACUGAUUCUCUUCUUCAAUCUUCUCACACACACUUCCUCUCUAUUUUUUUCCACCCCUUCAAAAUUUUCCUCCCAUUUUCCCUCUUCCAUUCCACCACCAUGAUCGAUUCCGAUUCCGAUUCCGAUUCCGAUUCCACUCCCAACAAGAAGCAGAGAACCACCGUCGUAUUGAACCAUUUCGAUGUCCCUCUGAUUUCCUCCGCCUCCAACGGCGUCGUUUCGCCCUGCGACUCCAUGCGCCUCCACGCGGACUACCCGUACUCGAUCGGCCGAAAACCUCGCGACUGCGACUUCGUCUUCCAUGACCGCCGCGUCAGCAAGCGCCAUUGCCAGAUCUUCUUCGACGGUUCCCUCCGCAAGCUCUACCUUCUGAGCGGAGUUCUGUCAAAUAGCGAUUGCUCUACCAUCACCACCAACGCUCAUCUUGUUCACGAGUUCCGGAAAAGGGUAGUGAUGGGGUCUCGCGGCAGUGACCGUAUUCCGUUUCGAGAAGCUUCCAACGGGGUUUUCGUGAACGGAGUCGAGAUCGGGAAGGGAAUGGCGGUGGAGUUAUCGGCUGGAGAUAGGGUUUCGUUGGUUUGUGGAAACCAGAGCGGUUCUUGUGAUGUUGGGAAUCGGAUAGGAUUUGUUGUUCAGAGGAUUGUCCUUGAAGGGUGUGAAUGGGAUCGUGAUGGUGGUGGUGAUAGUGUUGAAAUUGAUGGGUUAACGUUCUCGGGCCAUUCGCAAAGUGGGAAGCGAAGCAAGAGGGUUUUUGCUGUGAAGGUUGGUGUUUCGAGAUGUGAGGGUGUUGUUGGGAGAGCAAGGUUUCUUCUAGAUAAGUGUAGAGACAUAUUGCUCAGUGAUGAUCCUUUGUCUUGCAUUUCGCGUGCGGUUUCGGAUUUACCAUCAAGGGUGGUGGAAAACACAAGUACUAGUGGAGGUGGUGUUGGACUGUCAAGUUCAGCUAUGCUUUGUGAGAGUAAAGUGAUGGAUUUGGAGGCAAAAAGUGAGCAUUUUGGUGGAAGAGGGAAUGCGGGGGUUGCUUGUGUGAGUGCUAUGGAUGAUAACAAUCAUGAUGCGGCGCUGCGAGAUUCUGUAGCGAAGGAUAGUCUUCCUUCUUGUGGCGCGUUUCAUCCACCGCCCGGGAAGAAUUUUUACCUGAAUCGCCUUGAGUUGAUGGACCAUGGGUCCUCCUCGGGUCUUCAUCAUUCCAUAUCUCUCCCUGAGCUUAUUUAUCCUGUUGAAAGCAUUUCAAGGAUGUUCAUUGCAACAUUUACAAGUGACAUAAAAUGGUUCUUGACAUAUUGUAAGAUCCCUUUUCAUCUGCCAGUUACGAUUGCUUGUCACAAUACUGAGAGAUGUUGGAGUUCAAGGCCAGAUGAAAGAGAAUUUGUGCCUUAUCAGGAUUAUCCUAACCUAGUUGUAGUGUGUCCUCCAUUCCCGGAAACCAUAGCAUUUGGCAAUAACCGCAAAAAACAGGGGAUUGCUUGCCAUCAUCCAAAGUUGAUUGUUGUGCAAAGAGAAGAUAGUAUUCGAGUUGUCAUUACAUCUGCAAAUUUGGUGGAAAAGCAGUGGAACUAUGUGACUAACACUAUAUGGUGGCAAGAUUUCCCUCGCGGCAAUUCUGUUGACUUUGCGUCACUUUUCCCAAAAAUUGAUGAUGGUGAAAUCCAUAGUGACUCAAAAUGUGAUUUUGCUGCUCAGUUGGCUGGGUUUAUGGCAUCUCUUGUUAUUGAUGUACCUAGCCAGGCUCAGUGGAUUACUCAGUUGACAAAAUAUGACUUUGAAGGUGCAACAGGACAUCUUGUUGCUUCAGUACCUGGAAUUCACUUUUACAGAACUUCUGUUCUGUUGGAAUCAUUUCAGACAUCUCCUUUUCUUGGUUCAGUUGUGGCAUCUGUGGUGGGUUUGAGCCAUCUUUUCCGUACUGUAGCGGACUCAAACAGUGCAAGACUAAAAACACUGGCUGUUUUUCUUAGAAAGUCUUGUAGGAAGGCUAAUGGGUGGUUGGAGAUUGUUUUAAGGAGAAAUUCCAGUGUGCCUGCUGAUAAAAAUGCUGUUAGCGUUCUUAUUCCGAACCCUGAUGAAACUUCUGAGGGAGACUAUGUUCAACUUGGUUUUCUGCCUAGAGAUGUGGCGAAAUGGAUUUCUCCUCUUUGGGAUGCUGGAUUCUUCAUAUUUUCUGGAUGUGUUUGUCCAGUAGAGGCCCUCGCAGCUGCCUUAGGAGAGAACUCCAAGAAAGUUCAACUGAUACUAAAUGUGUCAGAGGGGCCUCAUUUUCAAGAUAUGCCAAAGAUGAUGCAAUCUGAACAAAUUGUCGCAUUUUGCUCGCUCAUUGCUUCUAUUCAAAGAUGUUAUGGCCUCUGGAGAUUACAAGAGGUUCUGAAUCGAUAUAGAUGGCCUGAAUCAUUAGAGUCUGAAAUUAUUUAUGGUGCAUCUUCUAUUGGUUCAUCUGUCAAUUCAAAAUUUCUCGCAGCAUUUUCGGCUGCUGCUGGGAAGAAAUCAUUGCAACAUUUUGAUUCAGAAGAGUCUGAUCCAGAAUGGGGCUGCUGGAAUGCAAACGAAGAAUUGAAGAAUCCUUCUGUGUGGAUUAUUUUCCCCACUAUUGAAAGAGUUAAGAAUGCUUAUAAUGGGAUUUUGCCGUCAAGACGCAUGCUCUGCUUCGCAGAGAGAACAUGGCAAAGGUUGAAGACUUUUGAUGUACUCCGUGAUGCCAUCCCUCAUCCCUGCGAAAGAAUAGGGCAUCCAAUGCAUACUAAGGUGAUACGUAGAUGCUUCUGGUCUAAGGGGGAUGCACCUUCCAUUGGUUGGGUAUACUGUGGCUCUCAUAAUUUUAGCGCUGCUGCCUGGGGGCGACAAAUUUCAAAUCCAUUUGGUACAAAAGCCAGUGAACCUAAAAAGGUGGACCCUUCAGUGAAUUCCGGCCUUCACAUUUGCAAUUAUGAACUUGGGAUUAUAUUUACCUUUCCUCCAAUAGAAAAUAACUAUUGUUCUGAAGUUCAAAGAACCAAACUAGAUGAUAUAAUUCUUCCGUUUGUUGUGCCUGCACCUAAAUAUGGUUUUAGAGAUAGGCCAGCUACUAUGCAAGCUAUGAGGGAGGCUAUGGCUGAACUUAAUAAACUAGAGGAGAAAAAUGCUGAAGAAGAAUUGAUGGAAGAAGACCUUCUUGAGGAAGAGGAAGAAAUGGAAGCAACCAAUAAUGUUGGAGAGGAGAUGGAAGAGGAAAAGGCAUAUGCUGAGAUACUCUGGAGUCAGGUUGAUUCUUCCCAGAGCAGUUGAACUGAUGCAAGAAGCAAUGCUGGGAGAAACAAGCAGUGAAUGAAGAUAUCAACAGGAGUAUUUGAUGCACAAUUCUCAAGGUAAAAUGGAGAUUACUAUGUUGGGGUUAGGGGAGUUGUGUAAAUUUGGUUCUGGUCUCUAGAUGCAAGGUUUCAUGGGAACUUACAGAGAUAGUGGCAAUUAUCUAACUUGGGAGGAAGUCAAGGCUUAUCUUAAGAAAUUAGGAUUAAAGAGCAAAACCGUUGACUUCCUGUCUAGAGAAAGUGAAUGGGAAGACUCAUCUUACAACCUCCUCUUUGAAGCAAAAUGAUUUGGACUUGGAGCAGAAGUUAUUACUUUUCAACCUCAAGUGGUUUAGUCCAAUUUAGGCACGGUGGAUUAUUGAUACCACUUUCUAGCCUCAGGUCCCAAGCCUAGUUGCUCCAAGCGCUUUGGCAUCUGGGUUCCUCCUCCACAUGGUUGGGUUCCUUCAUGAAAGAUAUUAGGAAGAUAGGCGGAACUACUCAUGGAAGGAACACUGUCGCUUUUCUCAUAGUUUGAGGAUUCAAUUGGAGGAUUUGAAAGUGAUGUCUACAAGGUGUGACCUAUGAUAAUUAGAUGAUGAAAGUUGUGUAAAUAUGAGGGGAUGUGUAUAGCAUUAGUUAUUUUUCCUGCUACAGGAGGCUGUUGCUGCCAUUUCUCAGGCUAGAAGAGAUCCAAAAGCAGCAAUGCUUGUUCUAUGAUCCAACUGGGGUUUUGCAAAAUCUUCUGCAGCAUGCUACUUUGGAUCAUUCAGGCUUUACAUUGUAUAUAUUUUAGGAUUUAGGUUCAACAUUCAACUCCAAGACAUUCAUUGCAAGUACACUGCAGAAGGCUGCAACCACCUCUUAUCCCGUAUUUGGGAACACAUUAGCAGGUCAUGGUUACGUCUCAAAAUCACAUAUCAAGCGAAGCUACAAGUUGUACCAUCCGCUAUUUUUUCCAGCACAUUGUUAUUAUUCAAUUAUCAGAUCAAUUGCUGUGUAUACCAAUUUACUCAAUUGUUGAGAGAAAUAAUGUAUUAUUUGAGUCUGUAACAUGAUAUUACGAUUGACCAUAUAACUGAUCCUGUUUAAUAAAAAAAAAUGCUUUGGGUUGGGUGACUA
Lotus japonicus is the source of this 4388-nucleotide messenger RNA. RefSeq lists its product as uncharacterized. The record is from RefSeq and is a predicted model, not a curated record. Gene Ontology annotation, molecular function: zinc ion binding; nucleic acid binding; hydrolase activity, acting on acid anhydrides, in phosphorus-containing anhydrides. Gene Ontology annotation, biological process: DNA repair. Gene Ontology annotation, cellular component: nucleus. NCBI's taxonomy places the organism in Eukaryota, Viridiplantae, Streptophyta, Magnoliopsida, Fabales, Fabaceae. The transcript has 12 exons. Bases 106 to 3264 code for a protein of 1052 amino acids.